CACGCCAAGGCCAGAGCUUGGGCGACAAAUACGGUAGCUCGAGCAACCACUGGCAGAUCGCAAGCAGAUCACAACUGCUGCGGCAGCUUUCACCUGCCCAGAUCAUAAUUGUCAUACCUAAUCAUAAUAAUAUUCCCAGAAGAAAAAUGUCUUACGCGCUGGUCACGAAAAAGCGCAAGUUCAACAGAGUCCUUGACUCGCUAUCAAAACCUCCGUCCCCAGACGUCGCCGCAAAGACUCCAAAUGACGUUCCCGCAAGCAUUCCACGCACUACGACGCUUCCCUCGAUCAAGAAGGUCCGUGUCAGUGGAAGUGAGAACGAUCCGCUAGUUAUUCGAACAUCUGUCACAAAUAUCUCAAGACCGUCCUCGUCAGGCUCGACAACGGUCCGCCCCAACUUUGUACCAUGGGAUCGCGAGCGUUUUCUUGAGCGUUUGGAAACAUUCCGCAGGGUCGACAAAUGGUCUUCGAAACCCCCGGCGGUCAAUGAGGUUCAGUGGGCUAAGCGUGGAUGGUCGUGUACAGACACUGAGAGAGUCAGCUGUGUUGGAGGAUGUGGUGGCUCGGUCGUUGUCAAGCUCCCGGACGAACUCGAUGAGCUGGACGGCUACGAUAUCGAGAAAGUGGAGGAAAGGAAGGAAGUCCGGGCAAAACUGGUAGAGGAAUACAAGAAGCUCAUCACAGAAGGCCAUGGUCUAAACUGCCCCUGGCGCAACAGAGGCUGUGAUGCUACUAUCCAUCGAUUGCAGCUAGCCAACCCUGAUGUGGCAAUAAGCGGCCUCAAAACGCGUUACUACAACCUAGCCAAGAUGGGGCCCAAACUGCCCGCGAGGGAGAGAAUCGAGAUCCCCGAAGAUUUCAACCUUGAAGGAGCAUUGCGGAUAUUACCUCCCGAGUUCUAUGCGGGAAAUGAAAACAAGGUACCGUCUGAAGCUGGAGCCCCUGAUUCACAAGGCCAGAAGGCCGAUAAGAAUGCCGCUUCUCCCAAACAAACGGCGCAGGAUAUAGACAGGGCGGCCUUUGCUCUGGCUUUCUUUGGAUGGGAUACGGUAUCCGAUGGUACGGCUGGCUUGGCCGGUUGUGGUGCCUGCUUUCGACGUUUAGGCCUAUGGAUGUACAAGCCGAAAGAGAAUGGGGAGCUUACUGUGUACGAAAAGCUCAACGUUGUGGCCGAGCAUAUGGACUAUUGUCCGUGGGUCAACAAAUUGACGCAAAGUGGUUCUGGGAAGAAGACGGAACGAACUGAAGAUCUUCAUAGUGGCUGGGAACUUCUCCUCCACGCUAUCAAGACCAAACAUCGGAGGUUGAUCAGAUCUACAGGCUCUGAGAUUACUAAAGAUAUAGACGCUAGCUCGAUCGGUGGCACGUCGAACGAUGGAGACUCCCAGAAAGCCAAAGACAAGGAGUGGUGGUCCAAACUGAGGAGGGUGAGGCAGGCUUUGAAUGUGAAGGCCCCAAAAAGGUCGAAGCCUGUCUAUUCAUCACCGUAACCGAUGAGAACUGGCGACGACCGGAUUACAUUGUUAAUUUUGCUUGCAUCUUAUGAUUUCGUUUUCGAGCGAGGCGCUAAGAGACCGGGUCUGGAUCAUCUUGGAUGUCACGAACUUCCGAUAUGAGAAUUGAAUAUGAAUGUCUUGCUCCCCC
Molecule: messenger RNA, 1644 nt
Organism: Paecilomyces variotii
Lineage: Eukaryota; Fungi; Ascomycota; Eurotiomycetes; Eurotiales; Thermoascaceae
Product: C3HC zinc finger-like-domain-containing protein
Exons: 4
Coding region: 147-1490 (447 amino acids)
Cellular component (GO): nucleus
Molecular function (GO): zinc ion binding
Source: RefSeq, a predicted model, not a curated record